This is a messenger RNA of Phytophthora nicotianae INRA-310, 288 nucleotides long. RefSeq lists its product as hypothetical. The coding region runs from base 1 to 288 and encodes 95 amino acids. The record is from RefSeq and is a predicted model, not a curated record. Lineage: Eukaryota; Oomycota; Peronosporomycetes; Peronosporales; Peronosporaceae. The transcript has 3 exons.
AUGGACGGCUCAAACUCUCCCGGCAAGGAAUACCAGUUCGUCGCCCUCUCGACGAGAGCCACGACCACGUUCACUGACAAGGAGAAGAUUGAGGUCGAGCUUGCUGCUAAGAUUCUAGAACUAGGCGACGCAGCGUUCAAGAGCCACGUCAAGACGGCAUGCCACACGAUUAAACUGGAGAAUUAUGGCGGCAACACCACAAUGAACGAAGUCGACGGGAAACGCGUCGUAUACGUCGGUGAGUUCGACGAUCACUACUACUGGAUGGCCGAACGCAUUGACAUUUAG